UAACCUAACAGAUUUCUCAUGAUGCAACGUAACUCAUUCAAUACAUCGAGCCUUCUUGUUCACACACUUACAACACGUUACUUCAUAUACAUAUAUAAGGACUAAAUUCACAUUUCAUUCUACAUCAAAACUUAGAAUAAAACAUACAACUUUGAUCAUGCAAAGAGUGUUUUAAUUUCCAAGUGUAAGCACAUCAAUUUUCUCACUUUACGCUCUUUUUUACUCUUAAAUGUCUCGCCUUGUAGCAGAAGACGAUCAUGCGUCGCCGUUUCAUUCCAUGGAGAUCAUUAGCUCAUCUUUGACUUUAGGUCAACUUCUCAAGAACGUUAGCGACGUUCGCAAAGUACAAGUCGGCGACGAGACUCCUGCUCAUGAGUUCUUUGACCGAGACGGUUCAUCAUCACUCGACGGAGAUGACGAUCAUCAUCACAUGCGUCCUGUCCCCUUCGUUCUAUCUUUCAACAACCUCACUUACAACGUCUCUGUUCGCCGGAAGCUUGAGUUUCACGACUUGGUUCCAUGGAGGAAGUCAUCUUUCUCCAAGACCAAGACUCUUCUAGACAAUAUCUCCGGCGAGACUCGUGACGGAGAGAUUCUUGCCGUUCUUGGAGCAAGCGGUUCAGGUAAAUCCACUCUGAUCGACGCUUUAGCGAAUCGGAUCGCUAAAGGAAGCUUGAAAGGCAUGGUAACGCUUAACGGAGAAGCUCUUCAAUCUCGGAUGCUCAAAGUUAUCUCAGCUUACGUAAUGCAAGAUGAUCUUCUCUUCCCGAUGCUUACUGUAGAAGAAACACUAAUGUUCGCAGCUGAGUUUCGAUUACCAAGAAGCUUACCUAAAUCCAAGAAGAAGCUCCGAGUUCAAGCCCUAAUCGACCAGCUAGGGAUAAGAAACGCUGCUACAACAAUCAUCGGAGACGAAGGACACCGUGGAAUCUCCGGUGGUGAGAGACGGCGAGUUUCGAUCGGAAUCGAUAUCAUCCACGAUCCGAUUGUUCUCUUCCUCGACGAGCCUACUUCAGGUUUAGAUUCCACAAGUGCGUUCAUGGUGGUCAAAGUCUUGAAGAGGAUCGCAGAGAGUGGCAGUAUCGUGAUCAUGUCGAUUCAUCAGCCAAGUCACAGAGUUCUCAGUUUGCUUGAUCGUCUCAUCUUCUUGUCACGUGGUCACACCGUCUUCAGUGGUUCUCCGGCGAGUUUGCGGAGUUUUUUCGCCGGAUUUGGUAAUCCCAUACCGGAAAACGAGAAUCAAACAGAGUUCACGCUCGAUCUCAUCAGAGAACUCGAAGGAUCAGCUGGAGGAACACGAGCAUUAGUUGAAUUCAACAAGAAAUGGCAAGAGAUGAAGAGACAGAGCAAUCCCCAAACCCUAACUUCGCCGGCUUCUCCAAACCCAAACCUAACCCUAAAAGAAGCGAUCUCCGCCAGCAUAAGCAGAGGGAAACUAGUCUCCGGCGGCGGAGCUGGCUCAUCCGCCGUAAACCACGGUGGCGGAACCCUAGCCGUCCCUGCCUUUGCGAAUCCGUUCUGGAUCGAGAUCAAAACUCUCACACAACGCUCAAUCCUCAAUUCCAGAAGACAGCCGGAGCUAAUCGGAAUGCGAUUAGCCACCGUAACAGUCACCGGAUUCAUCUUAGCCACCGUGUUCUGGCGACUAGACAACUCACCAAAAGGAGUACAAGAGCGGCUAGGGUUCUUCGCGUUCGCGAUGUCAACAAUGUUCUACACUUGCGCUGAUGCUCUUCCCGUGUUCCUCCAGGAACGUUACAUCUUCAUGAGAGAAACAGCUUACAACGCUUACCGGAGAUCCUCCUACGUCCUCUCUCACGCCAUUGUUACCUUCCCUUCGCUCAUCUUCCUCUCUGUAGCUUUCGCAGCGACGACGUUUUGGGCUGUUGGGCUUGAAGGAGGUCUAAUGGGUUUUUUGUUCUAUUGCUUAAUCAUCUUGGCCUCUUUCUGGUCCGGAAGCUCCUUCGUGACUUUCUUAUCCGGCGUCGUUCCGCAUGUGAUGUUAGGCUACACGAUUGUUGUUGCCAUUUUGGCUUACUUCUUGCUGUUCAGUGGCUUCUUCAUCAAUAGAGAUCGUAUCCCUCAGUAUUGGAUCUGGUUUCAUUAUCUUUCUCUGGUGAAGUAUCCGUACGAAGCGGUUCUUCAGAACGAGUUCUCGGAUCCUACAGAGUGCUUUGUGAGAGGUGUUCAGAUUUUUGAUAACACGCCUUUGGGAGAGUUGGCGUAUGGGAAGAAGCUGAAGCUUUUGGAUUCUGUGAGCAGAUCGAUCGGGAUGAGGAUAUCGAGCUCAACGUGUUUAACUACGGGUGCUGAUAUUCUGAAGCAGCAAGGAGUGACGCAGCUUAGUAAAUGGAAUUGCUUGCUUAUCACGGUAGGUUUCGGAUUCCUUUUUAGGGUUUUGUUUUACUUGUGUUUGUUGCUUGGGAGCAAGAACAAGAGAAGGUGAGAGUGUGAAACAGCUUAUGUUACUUAAAAAAACCAAAAACAUAUAUUGUAUUUUUACUAAUUUUUUACUUUCCAUUACUGAAUUCGUUGAUUGAUUGUGUAUUUGAAUUGUAUUACUUUUGACAUCAAUAAUAAAUAUCAGUCUCUUUA
Molecule: messenger RNA, 2595 nt
Organism: Camelina sativa (false flax)
Lineage: Eukaryota; Viridiplantae; Streptophyta; Magnoliopsida; Brassicales; Brassicaceae
Source: RefSeq, a predicted model, not a curated record